AUGGCAUUGCCGGGACAGUUAAAGUGCUUUAAUGUAUUUCUGCUACUUCUUUUAAUCUACAAGCCAUCCGAAGGAACUGAGAAUCAACAUGAGAUAUUUCUAAACACUCUGCUGCAAGCUGUUCACAGUGACCGUCCAGUGGAUACUUUGUUUUUACUGCACCAAAGUAAUUGUUUCAAUGGUUCGCUACAGGACUGGAAUCCUUCAGGAAUUCCAACUCUGCGCUCAAAUGAACUGACUGCAUUUGAUUUGGAACAGAACUUCAACCACAAUGCAUUGGCUUUGGUUUGGUUAACAAGGAACUCUUUCAGAGAACUUUUGAAUACACUGGCAAAAACAUUCGAUGGCUUGCGGCAGGAGCGAAUAAUUUUAAUGAUUCAUCAGAAACCAGAUCCAAGUUUUAUUGAGGACAUCGCCCAUGAGCUGAAGGAUCUACAAUUUCUGCAUUUGAUAGUGCUAAUUGUUCGGGAAAAAUGGAAUGGAAAAGUUUCGGCAUCCACACUUCGAUUGCAACCAUUUCCGGCACCGCAUUUUAAGCAGAUUGGCAAUAUAUUUGCGAUCAAAAAAAUCUUCUACCAUUUCAUAAAUUUCCACGGAAGGGUAUUAAACGUAAAACCAAGCGAUACUCGAAUAUUAUUUGUAGCUUUGACCGAAUUGUUCGUAGAAUUCGCACACAGGCACAACUCAACCUUUCAAAUCCAAAACUCAACAAUUAAGGAAGAAGAUAACUAUGACAUCGAUAUGAACACACAUCUGCACAAUAGUAAAUCCUUUUCGGAUCACAAACAUAUUGCGAUGGACAUGAACUCAAAUUCCCUGAUAAUUGUGGUGCCAUGUGGCACGGAGUUAAGGGGCCUGGAUAUUUUUAAGGAACUGGGAUUGCGAACUCUGACCUGGUUGGCCCUGGUUUUCUACAUCACCUUCGUGGUAGCGGAGUCGACCUUUGUGUUUAUAUCCAAUCGCUUUAAUCGCCGAAAUUUCAGCAUGAGAUAUACAAACCCGUUGGUGAAUCUUCGAGCAAUUAGAGCCAUUUUGGGCCAGGCUUUUCCCAUCUCCCAUCGAUCCAGCCUAUCAAUUAAACAUUUUUUCGUUUUUAUGAGUCUAUUUGGGACACUCUUUGUUGGCUUCUUCGAUUGCAAACUCAGAUCCUUUCUGACCAAGAAACCCUAUUACUCGCAUAUAGAGAACUUUGCUGAGUUGCGGCAAAAUGGAUUGACUGUGGUGGUGGAUCCACAUACGCGACAGUUUAUUGAGCAGGAAAUCAGUGCUGACUUCUUUAGAGUUGAGGUUCCCAAUGUUAAGACUGUCACAUCUAGGGAUUUAAUGAAUCUGGUGUAUUCAUUCGACAUGAAAUGGGCCUUUGUGUCCCAUUCGAUUCCUUGGCGUGCUUUCAAAGAGGAAAUGAAAUCGUUGAAUCUAAAAAUCUUAUGUGAGAGCAAGAAUUUGACCAUCCUUGAGAACGUGCCGCUGACUUUCUCACUACGCAGAAACUCCAUAUUUAGUCGACACCUCCGGCAUUUCAUUGUUAAGAGUGCUGAUACGGGUAUGAGCACUUACUGGUUUAAAAUGGCUGGAAAAAAGAUGAGAAAAUUUAUUAAGACAUCUCUGCGUGGAUUUGAAGAGCAGCUUUCUUAUCAACCACUGUCAUUUGAGCAUUUCAAAUGGCUGUGGGCUUUACUUUGUAUCGCCUACGUCAUAUCAUUCAUCGUUUUCAUGAUGGAAAUACUUUGGGCCAAAUACCAAAGACGCCCUAGAAGCUUUGGCAUUGUCUAA
Messenger RNA from Drosophila santomea, 1773 nucleotides. RefSeq lists its product as uncharacterized. Bases 1 to 1773 code for a protein of 590 amino acids. NCBI's taxonomy places the organism in Eukaryota, Metazoa, Arthropoda, Insecta, Diptera, Drosophilidae. The transcript has a single exon. The record is from RefSeq and is a predicted model, not a curated record.